This is a messenger RNA of Ilyonectria robusta, 540 nucleotides long. RefSeq lists its product as uncharacterized. Gene Ontology annotation, molecular function: oxidoreductase activity. The annotation marks the transcript as partial. The record is from RefSeq and is a predicted model, not a curated record. The transcript is spliced from 2 exons. NCBI's taxonomy places the organism in Eukaryota, Fungi, Ascomycota, Sordariomycetes, Hypocreales, Nectriaceae.
UUGCUAGGUAUGCAGAUGCGAGCUGAAGCCGCCGAGGUUGGCGACCACCUUCUCGCUUCAUCAUGGGCCAUAUACAACGAAUUGGCUACAACACGGCCCGACAUCAUCCGCCUCCUGGCAACCCCGAACUGGUACUUUGACCCGUACGUAUCUAGAAUCUUUUUUUGCCGGCCCGGCGUGCCAAAGCUAGCUGCAAGCCUAGACUGCACGCCCCAGCAGAUCGAAGCACUGGACGCCAUCGAGGCCCUGUCGCGCAAACACUCGCUGAAACUCGACGUGCGGCCCGGAGACAUGGCAUUCGUCAACAACUGGUCGAUGCUACACUCGCGCACCACCUUUCGCGACGACGAAGAGCAUGUGCGGUACCUUGUGCGCAUCUGGCUUAAGAACGACAACCCGGUCUUUAAGUGGCCAAUGCCAGCCGUCUUCCGCAUGGGUCACCUGAAGAUAUUUGACGAGGACGACCACACACUCAAGUGGAACGUCACUCCACAACCACGUCUCGCAUUCAAGAUCUACCAGACGCUGUCUCAGGCGUGA